GUUCUCAGUCUCGAGGAAGACGAUUCUCACGGGUGGUUCCGUGUUGUCUGUCCUCUGCACUAUCACACUGGACCCCAGUGCCGGGAUGGCACCUGUGUGGUGGAACAGAACGGAAAGCUUUCCUGCCUCUACUCACCCUGUGGCGACUGCCCCUCGGGAGCCACCUGCAAGUCAGUGCCCGAUGAAUUCAACAAGAACAAGCCCAUUCCUUACUGCGCAUGCCCUCAAGGCUAUGGGAUCACCCGACCAAGUGUGUCAAGGGUGGCACUCCCACCGUCGCUUCAACCAGCUUCACACUCAUCGCAGAUCGACAUGCCCUGGGCGAAGCGUCGCAGCCCUAUUCGUUUCGCCCCAACCUGA
Molecule: messenger RNA, 360 nt
Organism: Closterium sp. Naga37s-1
Lineage: Eukaryota; Viridiplantae; Streptophyta; Zygnematophyceae; Desmidiales; Closteriaceae
Source: the annotation of a GenBank genome assembly